AGUCCUGCAAACAACCAGCCAUUUCGGCUUCUCAAUGUCAGUUCUACGAUUUGCCCUCCAGUGAAGGAAACACAUAUUAACACCGGCUACGCUCUCGGCUUCAAAUACGACCUAGUAGUUAUCGUCAAGACGGCAUUUUACAACUUCCAGAAUCGUCAAACGUUUCGCAGUCUGUACGCUUCCAUUAACAACUUCAGUGCACCUACUAGACAUCCCUUCCGAAUAGGCAUCGUAUUUUCCGUUGGUCUACCAAGAAGAUCCGGUAAUCGAACAUUCGAGCGUGAUGGUUUUAAUGUGACCCUGCCCGAUCGAGCUGGAGAGGCGCUCAAAGACAUCGAACACACUCAUCCUCUCAUUCUGCGGCGUCUACAGGAAGAGAUAUUGCAGUAUAAUGAUCUCCUAGUAUGCGACUAUGAAGACACAUAUUACAACCUUACAACCAAAAUGAUGACUGCUUUCCAAUGGGCUGCCAGGUUUUGCCGAAACGAACGACCCGGCUUCCUCUUCUUGGACGACGACUACGGCUUCCACCCGACAAAUCUACGUCGCUUUCUUGCGCGCCUAGGAGCAGACUGGCGAGAGCGCAUGGUCGUCGGUCUAGAAUUUAACAAACCUCCGACUGUCCGCUACGGCAACGAUGCCAGAACUGACAAAUGGGCGCUCUCAAAGCGUGAGGUGCCCUGGCCCCGCCUUCCACCAUACAGUUCUGGUCGCUUCUACUUCUUGGGUUAUGAACAGUUGGAGAAGCUGGCCAUCACUAUGCUCUUCACUCGCCCUAUCCCUAUUGACGACGUCUGGUUGGGCCUGGUUAUGACGAAAUUGGAUAUGCGCUUCCAGUACCGACGUGGUAUUCGGUUAGUCUACGAAGCCAUCUCGACUGGGAAGCGAGACAUUAUCAUGCCGAUGUCCGCUAUGUAUAAAAGACUAAGUGCAUCAAAUAACUGA
This is a messenger RNA of Dibothriocephalus latus, 945 nucleotides long. NCBI's taxonomy places the organism in Eukaryota, Metazoa, Platyhelminthes, Cestoda, Diphyllobothriidea, Diphyllobothriidae. The record is from the annotation of a GenBank genome assembly.